Messenger RNA from Drosophila sulfurigaster albostrigata, 3701 nucleotides. Its product is annotated as ubiquitin-protein ligase E3C. The record is from RefSeq and is a predicted model, not a curated record. NCBI's taxonomy places the organism in Eukaryota, Metazoa, Arthropoda, Insecta, Diptera, Drosophilidae. The transcript is spliced from 8 exons. Gene Ontology annotation, molecular function: protein binding; ubiquitin protein ligase activity. The coding region runs from base 339 to 3701 and encodes 1120 amino acids. Gene Ontology annotation, biological process: ubiquitin-dependent protein catabolic process; protein polyubiquitination.
UUUAGUACUUUUGUGCAACACGGAGAAAAUAUACAAAUCAUUCGUUUUUUUACGCAGCCAGAAAAUUUAUCGUAGGCAAGUGAAAAAAAUAGUAUUAACACAUUUCUGUUAACAAAGAAGGAAGUUAUAAGGAUCAUCAGCCGUUUGUUCGAAAUUGACGCAGCAGUUCAUUAAUGCAUUGUCACUCUCCAUUAAAGAUUUGAAAAUCAUAAAUGAUGUGGUGAGUGGAGGAGGGGGCGUUUGAUCAGCUGGGUUAAAAUAUAACAGAAACAGCAACAGAAACAGAAGUAGUACCCACCAAAGCCAGCAGCGAAACUGUUGAAAACUAGUGCAGUGUCAUGUUUGGUUUCGAUGGCGAAUAUCGGCGAAGGCCGGUGCAAAGUCUUGGAGGUGCCUCGCACACUUGUGACCGAGACACGGCCAUUCGCAAAGCAGCACUGGAACGGCAGAAACGCAACGAACUCCGACAGAAGGCGAAUGGCGCCGUUGUCCUGCAGUCAUACGCUCGGUCCUUCAUCCAUCGCCAGCGUCGCAAACGAGCUGAGCGCGAAGCCUUCGACGCGUAUCUGCAGCUACAUCGGGAUCGGGUGAACGAGGAUGAGAGUAUGUGUUUCUUGCUGCGACGCCUUAGUUUCUUCUACAGCAGUCGGGUAGCCAUGGACAGUGGGCGACUGAUUGAAAUUUGCCAGCAAAUUCUGCGAAAUCCAUCACGCCUUCUACAGCACUCAGCACAUGAUCCCAUUUGGAUGCUGCGCGUCUGCAAGCUGCUGGAUGCGUGCUUGCUGGAGCUGUCGCUGCCACAGAGUGCUGGUGCUAUACCACUUCGUAUGCUGGAGACUUUCACUACUGUGGCUGCCGUGGAGCGCUAUGUGGAGGAUGAAACGCUCUUGUAUAAAUAUUUGGAUCGAGUUUUUGGCUUCCUCAUUGCCCGCAACUACUUUGUGCGCUUGCGUCAACUGCUUGAUGAGAAGUGUCCACCGCUGGACGGCGAGACAUUGCAGGCGCCCAGUUUGAUGGCUGAAGCGCUGCUUCAGUUGCUUUUGCGACCGCUUACAGUUGCCAGGCGCAUUUCUGCCGGUGAGCAGUCAAAGGUCUUCUGCCAGAAGUUCAUUACUGAAAUCCUGGCUACGCCGCAUACGGAUCCGAUUCGUUAUUUUGUGCUGCCCAACCUGGCGGAGAGUGCAGAGUUUCCAUUUGCAUUGCUGAUGCAAUCGCUACACUUCUUGCUGGAGUCCAAUUCAGUGACACGGUCUGCGGCUGAAUCAACGGACUUGGAUGAGGAAAUCAAACGCAGUUCCCUAUUCUAUGGUGUAAUCCAAUCCAGUGAGGUCAAGCAGUGCAAGUCACAACCUCGUGAAUUGUUCAGUUCGUUUUUACUGAACUCGCUGCUAGUGCUAGAUCGCAAACAACUAGCCACAUUGGAAGAGAGCAACUUGCUGAUCGUUUACGUCCGUCUUAUUGCUGAAAUGAUGCCCAAUAUACUGCAGCUACCCAAGUCGACAUUGCGAAACCAUGCGGCACCACAUCGCCAUACAGACUCUGAUGAAGAUGAUGACUCGGAUGAGUCGGACGAAGAUGAGGACGAUCAGCCGACUUCUCGUACCCUUGACUAUGAUAUGGAGCAACCUUGCCGCCCUGUAGGCGAACUGAGCAGCAAGGAACGCAAUUGCCUUUUGGAAUCAAUAGCCAUAUUGAACGAGACACAACGAGUGGAUUUCAUUGUACAGCAAAUGGAGCCACACAUUGAGAAUGCUCAGCUCAUCUACGCACUCUGCGAGAUCUGUCACAAUCUGAUGAUAUACAAUAAGCAUGCAGUUUACGAGUAUAAAUUGCUCUACACUUUGGCCUUUACGCCCAAGUUUGUGCGUGCAGUCUGGUUCAAACUGGCCGCUGAAUCCACACAGUUGGGCUUCUCUGCGCCACUCACACUCAUUUCUAAGGGCGUUGUGCCCAAGCAGCAAGGUGUGGAUCGCACUAUUCCUUUACUGGCAACGUUUUGUAUGCUAUUCGGACGUCUUCUGCCCACAUUGCAUGACGUCGAAUUUGUGGAACAAAAACUGCUGGUGACGCCUAUCCAGGCAGCUAUACAGCAUGUCCGACUGAUGCCAUUUUCUAUUGCUGAAAUCGUGCAAAUGUCCAAGACACUAAAGGACAUUAGCCUUGGCUUGGUUGAGUUAGCUUUUCGCAGUGUUCUAGGACACACCGAUGCCGAUGACAAAAAGCUGCGUCAACAGAAGCAAAUUUGGGCUAAUUUGCUCAAUGUGGUGGUGUUUGUCCUCAACCAGAUCCAUACGCGUGACUUGCGACUUGGGUUCUGCCCGGAAGCACAUUGGACAGUCAGUCGAUUGGAUUUGCCAUUGGACAGGCCAACGGAUCUGCCUUUGACACACAGUAGUCGCAUGCGUGGCAUACGUCCAUUUCAGCCUAUUCGUGAUUUCACGCGUGAAGACUUUGAGAACGGCCCGCCCAUGUCAACCAAACAGAAACGUUCCAUAACCAUAUUGCGUGAAAUACCCUUUGUCGUCGCAUUCAAUAAGCGCGUGAGCAUCCUCCAGGGUCUUGUUGCGGCGAACAAAAUGCGGAUUCAGGGCCACCAGCAGGCAUUCUUACAGGGUCCCUCCAUAAUGAUCACUGUGAGGCGUUCCCAUCUUUACGAGGAUGCAUACGACAAGCUGCGUCCUGAGAAUGAACCGGAUUUGCGUCUCAAAUUUCGAGUACAGUUUGUGUCUUCGUUGGGACUGGAUGAAGCGGGCAUUGAUGGUGGCGGUGUUUUUCGUGAAUUUCUCUCGGAACUUAUCAAGACUGCUUUUGAUCCCAAUCGGGGCUUUUUUAUGGUGACAACUGACAACAAACUGUAUCCUAAUCCAAAUGUGGCGGAUUUAUUUGGUGACUUUGAGAAACAUUAUUAUUUUAUUGGACGUAUUGUGGGAAAAGCAAUCUAUGAAAAUCUGUUAGUGGAGCUUCCGCUGGCGGAAUUCUUUUUAACAAAACUAGCUGGCAAAUAUUCGGAUGUGGAUAUACAUCAAUUAGCGUCACUCGAUCCGGAAUUAUAUCGCAAUCUGCUUUAUCUCAAAGACUAUACCGGCGAUGUUAGUGAAUUGAAUUUAGAUUUCACAGUCGCCAGCAGUUCAUUUGGGCAAACACAGAUUGUGGAACUAAAGCCGCAAGGUCAGAGCACGCCGGUGACUAAUUCAAAUCGCAUCGAGUAUCUACAACUGAUAGCCAACUACAAACUAAAUGUUCAGAUAAAAAGCCAUUGUAAAGCCUUUCGUAAAGGUCUAUCAAAUGUUUUGCCGAUUGAGUGGCUUUAUAUGUUCAGCAACAAGGAGUUGCAAAUACUCAUAUCUGGCGCGGAAAUUCCGAUUGACUUAGAGGAUCUUAAAAAGCAUUGCAAAUAUGGCGGGGAAUACACGCCGGAGCAUCCCUCCAUAGUAGCAUUCUGGACAGCGGUGGAGGGCUUUGAUGAUCUGCAACGUCGUCAGCUCCUUAAGUUUGUCACAAGCUGCUCCCGUCCUCCAUUGCUAGGAUUCAAGGACCUGGAUCCGCCAUUCUUCAUACAGAAUGCUGGCGAUAUGGAGCGCCUACCUACAGCCAGCACCUGCACGAAUCUGCUGAAGCUGCCGCCCUUCAAUAGCGUUGAUCAAAUGCGCGAAAAGCUGCUCUAUGCCAUACAGUCCGGUGUGGGCUUCGAACUUAGUUAA